ACUCCCCAAUGGCGCCAGUCUGGUAGCUUCUGCUCCCGCUAUUUAUAUCCACGCGCGCUGCUCGCCUCACCUCAUCUCCACCAAUACACAGUCCACUUCACUCCACAGCAGCAGCAGCAGAGGAGGAGGAGAGAAGCGGAGAAGCAGCUGCCAUGGAGGCGCGGAAGACGGCGAGGGCUCUCCUUGCGAGCUUCGUGCUCGCGGCGUUGGCCGCGCAGGCCUUCGUCGGCGUGGUCGAGGCCCGGACCAGCCCCAUGGAGAAGGCCAGCCAAGGUGACGUGAAGAAGCCGGACUGCGUGCCGGGAGUGGACCCGCACACCUUCCCCGGGAUCCCCGGGCACGGCGGUGGCAUCACACCCGUGCCGUCCGGCGGCACGACGCCGUCCCACGGCAGCGGGUACGUGCCGACUCCGUCCCACGGCGGGGGCACCGGUGGGGCGCUGCCUUCCCCGUCCCACGGGGGCACAGGCGGGGCGCUGCCUUCCCCGUCCCACGGGGGCACCGGUGGGGAGCUGCCUUCCCCGUCCCACGGCGGCUCCGGGUCGUCGCCUUCAACUGGCGGAGGCUAUGGCGGCUCUCCGUCCACCCCGUCCCACGGUGGCUCCGGGUCGUCGCCAUCCACUGGUGGAGGGUACGGUAGCUCUCCGUCGACCCCGUCCCACGGCGGCGGCGGGUACGGAUCUUCCCCGUCCACCGGCGGCGGGUACGGCGGUUCCCCUUCGACGCCCAGCGGCGGCGCCUACGGUGGCGGUUCCCCCUCGCCAUCCCACGGAGGAGGCGCCUACGGGGGCAGCUCUUCCCCCACGCCGUCGUACGGUGGCUCCCCGUCGCACGGCGGCAUCGGGACCUCGUCGCCGACGCCGUUCCUCCCCGUCGACCCCCACAGCCUCGGCUCCCUCCCCGGCUCAUGCGACUACUGGCGGUCCCACCCGAUGGAGAUCUGGUCGGCGCUGGGCGGGCGGUUCCCGAGCUCGAUGGGCCACUUCUUCGGCGGCGCGGGUGGCCUCGGCGGCGCGGGCGGCCUCGGCGGCGCCGCCGACCUGAGCAUCCAGGACGCGCUGGCCAACACCCGGUCCGACGGCGCGGGCGCGCUGCUGCGCGAGGGCGCCGCCGCGCUGCUCAACUCCAUGACCCGCGCGGGCUUCCCCUACACCACGGAGCAGGUCCGCGACGCGUUCGGGGCCGCGGCGGCCGGCGGCUCCGACAGCGCCGCAGCGGCGCAGGCGGCGGCGUUCAAGAAGGCCAACGAGGGCAAGGCGUAGAGCUAGGCAGGGGGUGUCGCGACGUGCGUGUCGUUGGAAUGUGUUUAAGACGUGGUGAACUAGCUGGAAGUAUUUGUUGGGCGUUGUUGAGUUGAUGGUUACGUUGGUUGUGUCCGAGUCAUCGAGCACAAACUUAGUGGUGUACUCGUUCGUGUUAUUUUGCUGUGUUUUUCGUGUGGAUCUCGGUGGAUGAAUGAAGCAAAACUACUACUGUCCUAGUUGGGUUCCAAA
This is a messenger RNA of Setaria italica (foxtail millet), 1493 nucleotides long. Its product is annotated as protodermal factor 1. The record is from RefSeq and is a predicted model, not a curated record. Bases 153 to 1262 code for a protein of 369 amino acids. The transcript has 3 exons. Lineage: Eukaryota; Viridiplantae; Streptophyta; Magnoliopsida; Poales; Poaceae.